CUCACUCACCGAUCUAUGCCACACUAAUUCCCUCCUUGGCAGCUGCACGUCUGUGAGGAUUAAGCCCAGGAUUAGACAGUUUGACUGCACAGCCAAGACUCUCCUCAUCUCACACCAACAACUACUGCGCCACCAUGACUCCAGCCAGGCAAGAAUGGGAAGAAAACAAACGUCCUGAUUUUCGGGUGUGCGACAUCAAGACACCAGUGACAAAAUGCCAAGUGUCAAACCGAAGAAAAAGAAAACCAAGAAGGAGAUUAGUGAAGUUGAGGAACCUCAAGCAGGACCCGAGCCAGCUAUAGAAAUGGAGGGUCUGGAGAGCCACAGAGAGCCGCUGACCCCUGAGCCUCCGGACAAUCCACCACAGAAGAAGAAGAAGAAAAAGAAGGCACAUACUUUGGAUGAGAGUGAACAACAAGACCUUUCAAAUGGAGAUGUUCAAGAGCCCCAUACAGAUGAUGAGGAAGUCACCAAAAAAAGCAAGAGAAAAAGGAAGGCUAAGAUGAUAGAAAACCAGCCUCAUAAUGAGCUCGGUGUGGAGGAGGAGGACAUCAUCACCGAUGUGCACGCACCCAUAUCUCAGCGCUCUCUGUUCUCAGCCCCUCUGGGUCACAGUCAUCCGAUGGGAAAAGUGUUUGUAGAAAAGAACCGCCGCUUCCAGGCGACUGAUCGUUUGGAUUUAUCCCGUGGCCAUAUGGAGGAGUACAUGGAGGUCAGACCCAUGUGGAAUACACGAGAUGUCGCCAUGAGGGUCCACAGCGGCUUCAGGAUCAUUGGACUGUUCUCUCAUGGAUUUCUGGCAGGAUAUGCGGUGUGGAACAUCAUUGUAGUGUAUGUGUUAGCUGGAGAGCAGAUGACCACUCUACCUAACCUUCUCCAGCAGUACCACAGUCUGGCUUACCCAGCACAGUCUCUGCUCUACCUGCUUCUGGCCAUCAGCACCGUGUCUGCCUUUGACAGGGUGAAUCUGGCCAAAGCCUCCAUGGCUCUUCGAGGAUUUCUCACUCUUGAUCCAGCGGCUCUUGCUUCCUUCUUAUACUUUGCUGCUCUCAUCCUGUCGCUGAGCCAGCAGAUGACCAGUGAUCGUAUACAUCUCUACCCCACAGCCAAUGAAACACUUUGGCCCCCAGGUUCAGAACAUCAGAUUCUACAGCCCUGGAUUGUGGUGAACCUGGUCGUAGCUCUUCUGGUUGGUCUGGCCUGGGUGUUUGUUGCUACACGACCGGACAUGGACUACACUGAAGAUGUUAAAGGAGUGAAAUAAUUCUUGAUGAUGUAAGAUAUAAGAAGACUGCAAUGGACUGUUAGGACAGCUGAAAGGAUAAUUGGUGUGCACCUGCCCAACCUUGAGGACUUGUACAAAUCCAGAGUGAAGAAGCGGACAGGUUACAUCAUCACAGACCCCGGCCACCACCUGUUUGCAUGUAUCCCCUCAGGCAGACGUUACAGAUCUCUGCAUUAGAACAUCUAGAUAAACACAGUUUUCCCCCAUGACAUCUCCAGCUUAAACAGCUAACAGAGAAAUCACCACCUGUCAUCUAUAAUUCAUUUCUUAAUAACUAAUUAUAGUC
Messenger RNA from Sinocyclocheilus anshuiensis, 1571 nucleotides. It is a transcript of the gene tmem237a, whose product is annotated as transmembrane protein 237a. Gene Ontology annotation, cellular component: ciliary transition zone. Gene Ontology annotation, biological process: cilium assembly. The record is from RefSeq and is a predicted model, not a curated record. The coding region runs from base 215 to 1264 and encodes 349 amino acids. The transcript has 12 exons. NCBI's taxonomy places the organism in Eukaryota, Metazoa, Chordata, Actinopteri, Cypriniformes, Cyprinidae.